Molecule: messenger RNA, 3800 nt
Organism: Trematosphaeria pertusa
Lineage: Eukaryota; Fungi; Ascomycota; Dothideomycetes; Pleosporales; Trematosphaeriaceae
Product: ribonuclease III
Exons: 3
Biological process (GO): siRNA processing
Cellular component (GO): cytoplasm; nucleus; RISC complex
Molecular function (GO): ribonuclease III activity; RNA binding
Source: RefSeq, a predicted model, not a curated record
CCGCGGAUAUGUACUGGUCAUUGGCCUUUACAGAGCACGAGAGCCGGAAACGCGAGCUCCGGCAAGAGUUUAGGUAUCACAAAACCAAGAAGGACGGUCCAGUGGAGGAAUUGAAUGAGGCCCAGGCCCUUCUGCGCGAGGCGGCCGAAUUCGUGAGACAGCAUGACUUUGGCGUGCCUACCCCGACAGCACAGGAUCUCAGUUCCAAGGUUCUGGAGUUGCUUUGGUGGCUUAACCAAUAUUACAAUCGGCAUGGGAACCAUCGGUGCAUCGUCUUCGUGGAACAGCGUCAGACGGCACGUCUUCUCAACUACAUCUUCGGACAUAUCGGCGGGCCCCACCUUCGCGGCGAUGUACUAAUCGGAUCUGGCUCUUACGCCGAUGAGCAGCAUAUCUCCUUACGGUCCCAAAUCCUCACGGUGACCAAGUUUCGACAAGGAGAACUCAACUGCCUGUUCGCAACAUCUGUUGCCGAGGAGGGACUUGAUAUCCCCCAAUGCAACCUUGUCGUCCGUUUUGAUCUGUACCGAACCAUGAUCGGAUACGUUCAAUCACGAGGCCGAGCCAGGCAUCAGAACUCGAAAUACCUUCAUAUGGUCGAGCAGGACAACUCAAGUCACAAAGCGCUACUUUGCAAUGCUCGUAAUGCCGAGACUGUGAUGAAGGGCUUUUGCGAAGGGCUUUCUGGAGACCGCGUGCUCAACGAACUUGACAGCGAUGUCGCUACUUACCUCGAUGCGGAAGAGGAGUACCGUACAUACAUUGACCCAGAGACUGGCGCCAAACUCACGUACAGGUCGAGUUUAUCUGUACUGGCUCAUUUUGUGGCGUCUCUCCCUGCUCCGAACCAAGAAGUCUGUUUGCAAGCGACUUACGUCAUGAGCCACGUCGACCUCAGACAUGACCGCAGCGAGAUCGGCCACAGAGGCUUCCAAUGUGAAGUCAUACUUCCUGAGUGUUCACCCAUCAUCUCCGCCAUUGGGCAGCCUCGUCGGAGGAAGGCCAUCGCCAAAUGCUCUGCCGCCUUCGAGAUGUGUCUGAAACUACGGGAGAAUGAUUUCCUAGACGCCAACUUGCUGCCCAUAUAUACGAAGCAGCUCCCAGCUAUGAGAAAUGCACAGCUGGCGAUCAGUGAGAAGAAGAAGGACCUAUAUCCGAUGCGAGUCAAGCCGGAUUUCUGGCAGAUCGGAUAUGAUACCAUUCCCAAGUGCCUUUACCUCACCGUAGUGGACGUAGACGCUGGCUUGGAGCGGCCCCAUCAGCCUCUUGGCCUCCUCACUCGUGUGCCCUUCCCUCAGCUGCCCAAGUUCCCGAUCUACCUCAAGGACGAUCGACCCUCUAACGUCAUAUCAAUUCCACUGAAGAACCACCUUCAAGUCACGAAUGAGGAUCUCGGUCGAUUCACCACGUUCUUCCUCCAGAUUUUUGAAGACAUCUUCGCCAAGCUGUAUGAACACGACGUUCUAAAGAUGUCAUACUGGAUAGUUCCAAUUCGGCACGACAAAAUUAGCUCCAUUACCCAGUUAUCGAAACCUGAGGAUGUCAUAGAUCUGAAGCAGGUGUUCCAUUUCUGCGAGGAGCGCGAGCAGCGAUGGACUCCAGAGAUGGACACCGAAGAGCUCGUUAGCAAAUACAUCGUAGAUCGGGGUGACGGAGGGCGACGUUUCUACUCGAUUGCGAUAGAACCCGAACUCAAGCCAGAAGACCCUGUUCCUUCGACCGCCCCUGCUUACAAAUACUCCAAGGAUAUCCUCGACUACUCUGUCAGCCUUUGGAAGAAGCAACGGGAGCUCCAUGAUCCGCUCUGGGAUAGGUCUCAACCGGUCAUGAAAGUGGAGAAGAUCCCUUUCCGACGGAACUUGCUGGCUAAGGUGGAGACCGGGGAGACCGGGAUCAAAGGCGGUAAUAUCGCCUAUAUCUGUCCGGAGCCAUUUCGAGUCUCAACUCUCUCAGUCCCGUUUGUAGCUAUGUGCUAUAUCUUUCCCGCUGUUAUUCACCGAUUCGAGGACUACCUGGUGUCUCUCGAAGCUUGCAAAGUGCUUCAAUUGAACGUUGGACCAGGCCUCGCGUUGGAAGCCCUAACAAAAGAUUCAGAGAACUCCGAUGAGCACGGCGAAGAGAAAAUCAACUUCAAGAGUGGUAUGGGUCCAAACUACGAGCGUCUCGAGUUCAUGGGAGAUUGCUUCCUCAAAAUGGCUACUUCUAUCUCGACGUUUGUAUUGCAGCCCGACGAGAACGAAUUCGAGUUCCACGUGCGCCGCAUGCUCAUGCUCUGCAACAAGAAUCUGUUCAACACUGCCUUGAAGUUGAACUUGGUCGAUUAUAUCCGGACGGAAUCAUUCUCUCGCCGCCUAUGGUACCCUAAAUUGAGAUUGCUUAGAGGGAAAGGCAUGAAGAAUACUGGAAAUGACGCCAUAAAGCACCGCCUAGGUGAUAAAUCCAUCGCCGACGUCUGCGAAGCCUUUAUCGGUGCCGCAUUCAUGGAACACAAUAAGCAAGGCAUAUGGGAUCCGAAACACUGGGAUGAGGCUGUCAAAGCCGUCACCGUCCUCGUCAACAGCGAGGAUCACGAGAUGAGGAGGUUUUCCGACUACUACGCAAAGUACGUGAAGCCGAAGUAUCAGGUUGCGAAGGCAACCGCGAAUCAGCAAGACCUUGCGGAGAAGGUUGAGAAGAAACACCCCUACCACUUCCAGUACCCUCGGCUUCUGCGGUCAGCCUUCAUACAUCCGUCGCAGGCGUUUAUGUGGGAAAAUAUUCCGAACUAUCAGCGCUUGGAGUUCCUCGGCGACGCGCUUCUCGAUCAAGCCUUCAUCAUGUACCUCUUCUACCGCUAUCCUGGGAAGGAUCCUGCUUGGUUGACGGAGCACAAGAUGCCUAUGGUGUCCAAUAAGUUCCUGGGUGCCGUAUGUGUCAAGGUCGGCUUUCACCAGCACAUCCGCCAGAACAACGCUAUGCUCAGCAGCCAGAUCCGCGACUACGUCAACGAAGUCACUGAAGCUGAGCGAGAGGCCAACGGCGCGGUCGACUAUUGGAGCACCGUAUCUGAGCCCCCAAAGUGUUUAGCCGACGUCGUCGAAGCCUACGUUGCCGCCAUGUUCGUCGACUCCGAGUUCGACUUCAGCGUCGUGCAAAAGUUCUUCGACAUGCAUCUCAAGCCUUUCUUCCUCGACAUGUCCAUUUACGAUUCGUUUGCAAACAAUCAUCCGACCACGAGGCUCUCCAAGCUCUUGCAAAUCAACUUUGGCUGCCGUGAGUGGCGCAUGGCGACGCACACCCAGAAGUCCAUCCUCCCCGGCGACAAAGACAAGGUUCUCGCUAUGAUCAUGAUCCACAACAAGGUCCACUUUCAUGGCGUCGCUGUUAGUGGCAGAUACGCUAGGGUCAAGGCCAGUCACGCGGCAUUGGAGAAGCUGGAUGGCUUGCCGGAGUUCGAGUAUAGGAGGACGUAUGGGUGUGACUGCGAGGAGGAUCUGGUCUGCGGUGAUGCCCAGGGCCUUGACACGGAGGAGGCGCUCAUAGAGAAGAUGGGCGCUAACAUCUAAACCUGCCUAGCUUCUAGAAAGGAGGAUGAGUCUUCUGGGCUUGGAUGCAUUCUUUUCCUUUGUUUCAUUCGAAACAGUAUUUCUGAGAGCGGCAUAGCGUGGAGUCACGGUUUCGGUAUUCUUCUAUGGUCCGCGAAAUAUAGAUGACUCAUAGAUGUUUCUCUAUCCUGCUCUUCGUCUUUACCCACUGAAGGGCUCCAGGAAGAGCUUUCUGCAGCUAGACUUGGAGGCUACUUACUGACCGAACGACAAUAC